AACCACUUCUUUUGCUUAGAGAUUUAUGCUUUGAGAUGUAUCAUGACUGAAAAAUGACUCAUCUUUUUUUAUCUCAUUCAUUGUUUUCUUUCAUAGUUCCUCUUCUCUUCUUUGCAAAAGGGUGAUGCUCUGCUUUUUGACAGGAUUGCACUAAAUUUGUUACUAAUCCUUGUUUAAGCUGCUUCGUGUACCUGUACCAUGAAAGUCUUAGCAGUCAGUUCCUAGACAGUGUAUCAUAUGAAGCUCGUAAACUUUCACAAAGAUAUAGUACAAUGGUGUUAUUACAGAUAAGAGAGAACCUUAGUAUUGGACAAGUCUCUAGCCUAAUUAACCAGUACAUGUUGCUCUAGUGUUAAUUAAACAAUUCAGCUUGAGCCAUCCCAAAAUGUUAUAUUUCUAUUCUCGAGGUGGACUUGUCUCUCCACAGAAACAUUUUUAGAUCUGUCUUUUCUUGCGUCUGCAGUCUAGAUAAGUGUUUGUUUCCUACAUUGACUCAAAAGAAAGCUUCACUGCCUCAAAUUCAUGGAGUUUAAGCAUUUUACACUGCAAGCCCUUCUAUUGCUGGAGAUACUUAUGCUAAACCCAAUAUCUUGCUUCGACAACUGCAAUUUUCCAGCCAUUUUCAACUUCGGGGACUCAAAUUCAGACACUGGUGGGCUGUCGGCGGCAUUUGGCCAAGCUCCUCCUCCCAAUGGAGAAACAUUCUUUGAUGCCCCUGCUGGCCGUUUCUGCGAUGGCCGUCUCCUGAUCGAUCUCAUAGCUGAAAGAUUGGGAUUGCCUCAUCUUAGUGCUUUUCUUGACUCAAUUGGUUCGAACUUCAGCCAUGGAGCUAAUUUUGCUACUGCUGAUUCAACAAUCAGGCCUCAAAAUACAACCAUUUCCCAGAGUGGGUAUAGCCCAAUUUCCCUCGACGUUCAACAUGUGCAAUACUCUGAUUUUCUCAGGAGAUCACAAAUUAUUCGUAAACAAGGGUCCUUUCAGAACUUGUUGCCGAAGGAAGGUUAUUUCUCUCGGGCAUUAUACACGUUUGACAUAGGCCAGAAUGAUCUGACUGCUGGUUAUAAACUCGACUUGUCAACUGAGCAAGUCAAGGCAUAUGUGCCUGAUGUGUUGGAUCAAUUUUCCAGAGUAAUUAAGCUACUGUACGCUCAAGGAGGAAGAUCAUUUUGGGUACACAACACAGGACCAGUGGGUUGUUUGCCAUAUGUUAUGGACAGAUUUUCAGUUACUGCAGCACAGAUUGAUAAAUAUGGUUGUUCAAGUCCAUACAACCAGGUUGCACAAAAUUUCAAUCUUAGACUAAAGGAAGCAGUCUUCCAACUCAGGAAACAGCUGCCUCAGGCUGCAAUCACUUACGUAGAUGUUUACUCAGUGAAAUAUUCCCUCAUCAGCCAAGCAAAGAAACUAGGCUUUGAGAAUCCAUUUCUAGUUUGCUGCGGUCAUGGAGGCAAAUACAACUACAACAGGUUUGUCAAAUGUGGGAGCAAGAGGGUUGUCAAUGGGACGGAGAUUGUGCUUGCCAAGUCUUGCAAGGAUCCAUCAGUUAGGAUCAGUUGGGAUGGAACUCACUUUACUGAAGCAGCCAAUAGGUGGAUCUUUGAUCAAAUCGUUGAUGGCUCUUUUUCAGAUCCUCCUGUUUCACUUAAGUUUGCCUGUAACAGGAUGAACAGCUGAAAGUGUCUUCUAGACCUAUUUCAACAUUCAAGUGAUCUUGUCAAGGAACUGAUCACCUUUCCUCAAGAUUUUGCCUUCUGUCCUGUUCCGAUCUUAAAUUUUGUGGCUCUCAAUUAAUAACAAGAGAUUUUAAAAAAAUUUCCAAUUAUGAGCUGCUUC
This is a messenger RNA of Sesamum indicum (sesame), 1833 nucleotides long. RefSeq names its product alpha-fucosidase 1 (gene FXG1). The record is from RefSeq and is a predicted model, not a curated record. Gene Ontology annotation, molecular function: hydrolase activity, acting on ester bonds. NCBI's taxonomy places the organism in Eukaryota, Viridiplantae, Streptophyta, Magnoliopsida, Lamiales, Pedaliaceae.